Messenger RNA from Paramecium octaurelia, 12503 nucleotides. The record is from the annotation of a GenBank genome assembly. Lineage: Eukaryota; Ciliophora; Oligohymenophorea; Peniculida; Parameciidae.
AUGGAUUAAUAAGCAAGGAGGAUUAAUACUUCCCUUUCUAUGAGUAAUGCAACAUCAGUUUAUACUUUGCGAAAUUAUAUGUUAAAAAAAUUUAAGUAACUGCUAAACAAUCUAAGUCAUGGUAAAAUUUUGAAAAAUGAGGUGAGUAAUUUAGAUUUGGAGCCUUGUAUUUAAUUAAGAGGUGGUGGUUGUUGUGGAACGAAACAAAUUCAUUCUGAUAUAAUAUAAGGCAAUUAAAAUUUUGAAGAAAAUUUUGCAUCCAAAUUAUAAACUUAUACUAAUAUCAUUAUUGAAAAAUCGUUGAGCUUUCAAGAUAAGAUGAAUCAAGAGGAAAUCAUGACUGCAUUUUAAUGGUUUCACAACCACAAAGAGUAAUUUAAUAUUAUUUGUAAAGAUGAUGCUUUAAACUCAUAAUUUUAUGAACUUAUAGAAAGGAUUGUAGAAUAAUUAAUGAAAUAACUUAUAAUUUAUUUAAAACUCUCUGGGUUCCUAUUCUAUUUGUUACUCUAAAUUUGUAAUGAUUUAUUUAGAAUAAUAUUUUCAUAUUAAUCAAAGAAUGGAGAAAGGUACAUGUAAGAGGAGUUACAUAAGAGAUUUUUAGAAUAUAUUUAAGAAAUCGAGUCUUAAAUCUAAGUAGAAGCGAUUAAUAUUUGGCUUAAUGGAGUAGAUUUUGAGCUCAAGAUGAUUAAGACUUGUAUUGCUCAUUGUAGGACAAACUCUGAAAAAGGGAAGGAAUUAGCCAUAUCUAUUAUGUCUGGAUUGAUCUCAUCGCUAUCUUAAUUAAAACCCAGUGAAGAGUUGAUUGACUCUCUUAUAGAAGGAGGUAAGUUUUUACUUUUGAAUUUCUAUAAUAAACAAAUCCAAAAUCCUUUACAAAUUUACGAAAUAUAUUACUUUUUUGAAACUCUGAAAUGGUCAAUUGUAAAUUAAUUAAAAUGGGGCUAUUCAGUUUAGAAUAUCAUUAGGCAAAUUCAAGAUGGAUACCAAAAGUAUAUAAACAUUUCUAAGGAUUGGAUGAUACAUUAUUGUUGGGUCAACUUAAUAUCUGAUCUCAUGUGCUAUAGACCUAUCGUUUAAAAGUCUUAAUUAUCAUAAUUGAUGUAAACUGGAAUUCCUAAUCAAGAAAAUUGGAAUUAAUUAUUAAAUUAAAAUUAAAUAAUUUUACUACCUUAUAAUAAAUUUGCUGGUAAACUAAAAAUAUUUGGAAACCAAAAUUUUAAAGUUAAAAAGUUUGCACCUUUAAAACUAUUUUAGGAGUACUUGAUUUAGAAUUCAAGUGAGAUCCGAUUAUUGCGAGAUUACAUUAACUUUAAUUUCAAUAGCUAGGUAGAUCAAUAAUUAAAUGAAGAGGAUCUCUUUAUCUAAUAAUUAACAAAUCAAUCGAAUUUAGAAUUAAUAAAGGCUUUAAACAAUUAUUUAGGAUCUCAGAAAGACCAAUUAAUAAAUAAUUUCGAAUCUGUAAAAUAAUAAGUGCUUUAAUAUAAUUCUUAACUCAAAAAUAACAAAGUUAUAGAACUCAAAAUAAUCAAACAGGACAUCAGUUUUUUAAUGAAAUCAUUCAAACAAACCAGCACUUUAAUUCUAUGCUUACUCUAAGAGAUAAAUUUAUUGAUAAAUAAGGAACUCCAAAUCAAUUCAAUCUUCUAGACCUUUUUAGAAAGUUUUAAUUCAAUUAAUGCGGAAUAACUGAAUAAAAUAAAAAAAUAAACAUUAAUAUUAAUUUAAGAGAUUGAAAAUAAACAUAUAGCAGAGUUUAUAGGAAAUUUAGAUUAGGUUUCUGCAUUUUGGAUAUAUGUGUCUGAAUAUACGACAAUUUAACAUGAAGAAUUAUUUGAAGGGAACCUAGAAUAGGAUCAAUCACUUGAAAUGUAACUCAAUGAAACCAUUUAAGUAUUUGCUGCCUAUUGUCUAUGCAUAGAUAAAUUUCUGUUAUAAGUACCAACUGUUAAGAGAAACCUCUUGAAUAUUAUGAAAUAGCAAAACUACAAAGAUUUUUUGAAAACCCAAAUUUCUCAAAGGCAUAUAGCAGAAGAGAUAAUCAGGAUAUUGGAUUCUAAACUUAUAGUGAAAUUGGUUAAUAAAACUUAAGGAUAUUUCUAAAAGAUAGAAAAGAUGAAAUCAAAAAUUGAGGAAGUAUAAGAUAUUCGAAAAGUUCUCAAAAUGAUUUACAGCAACUUAAAUAUUCACAAGGGAAUAAAAAUGAUGCUUUGUGUCCACUAAAAAAAAUUAACUACAUUAUUCUCAUAAUUUUAAGGGAUUUUUUCAAAUAAAGGAAUUCAAGAAGCUGAUGGAGAGUAAUAGCAUUAAACAGAUAUCAAUGAAUAAAUUAGAACAUUAAUUAUUGACAAGAAAGAGAAGUUAUAAAUUUUAUUCAAUAAAUAUUAAAAUGCAGAAUUCACAAAGGAGCAACAAAAUGAUUUUAAUAAUCUAUCAUAUCAAAUUUAUAGGGAAAUAAAUGAUAUAAAAAAAUAGAAUUGGAAGGAGCAAAUAUAAGAACCUCUUAUAUUGUUGUUUUAGGAGGUAAGAAUUAAAUUAGAAAUAUUUGGUUUGGUUUAGAAGGAGAGAAAUAUGAUAUAAUAAGAAAUUUUAAAAUUGUUGGAUAACCAUCUUUAAGAAAUAAAUUAAGAAGAAAAAACAGAGGAAUUAUAAUCGUGUUCAAGGGAUCCUUAAUUACCUUCUUCUAGAUAAGAAUUGCUGAAAUUAAAUUUAGGAGAUUUGAUUGAGUGUGAAAAGUUCAUCAAAACAUUAGAAGGCUUAAUUAUGAAAUCUCAAAAGCUAAAGAAGAUAUUCAAAUCAAAUCUAAUUGAAGCUGCUUCUUACAAUUAAUCAACAAAUGCAUAGUUAUUUAAUAAAUUAAAAAGUAUAUAUACAUAAAGUUUAUAUCAAAUAAUAAGUGAUAUAUCACAAUAAACUCUAUAGUUUUGUCAGUAGAUAAAUAGGAAUGAAUAAAUGAUUUUUAGCGAGGAUUUUCUUGCAAAACUCCAAAAAUAACCUUAAAUUUAGCAAGUUCAUGUAAGGAUUUAAAUAUUAAAUUUUAAUACUCUUUGCAUUGAAGAUUAAGCUACAUAAAAUUAGGAUAGAAAAGUUGAUAUAAUCUCAACUAUCUUUACAGAGUUAAAAAAGAGUACUAAGACAAAUUAUGAAGUAGGUAUUUUUGAUAUGUUUUAAAAUUCUUCAUAUAAAGUUAGGGAAAUCCUUGUAUUUAAUUUGAUAAGGAUGUAAUCAAUAGUUCAAGAAGAAACAAUAUAAGAGUUUUGCGAAGAUUUAUUAAAAUAAAUUUGGAUAAUUGAACAACAUCCUAGUGUUAGAAGCUUACUGAAAAAUGAGGAAAUGAUUGUGAUGUAGAAGAAGUUGUUUUCAAAAGAUUUACAAAAUUUCUCAAUUAAGUUAAAAACAGAAAUGCAAAAUAGAUUCAAAUAAAUUGAACAACUUGAAACUCAAAUUCUUCUUAGCGAUAACUAAGAAGAAAUAAAGUUGUAGCUCCAACAAGAAUAUGAGAAUUUUGAAAUAUAUUUAGAUAAUAUUACGGAUAUGUCACAAAGAUUAGAUAUUAGUUUAAUCUUUUUAAGAGAAAUUAGUAAGGAUUUGAAAAACAUAAAAUCAUCAAUAGAUUAGGUAUUAACUAGCAUAAAAAGCGUGGAGGAUGAUAUAAGAAGAUUGAGAGGGAAGAACUUUAUGGAAUUACUGAGCAUGCGAAAAUAAAAGGUUUUAAAAUAAAAGCAAGAGAAUGAGCUUGAUUAAAUUCACAUUUAGGUUACAACUCAAGAUUAUGAUCCUAUUUCUGGUAAUAAAAAAACGAACAGUAAAGGGGAGUUCAUCACAUUCUUAAUAAAGAACUAAUAUGAUAAUUUUGAUGGGGAAGUGAAUGAAUUUUUAUGGAGUGACUAAGAAAAGCAAAAAGAUGUUAUGUUAAUAAAAGGGAAAGCAGGUUCAGGUAAGAGUAGAGCUGCACGUAACAUCGAAGAAUUUAUAUGGAUUUGCGAUUCAAUAAAACCAAAUUGGAUCCCUAUUUAUGUAUCUCUUCCUUCCUUAAAGGACCCUCAUCAUAAUUUGAUUAAUUAGGCACUUGAAUCUGAAAUUUACAAUUUUGACAAUAUACAAAUAAGAGAGUUCAAGGAUGCUGUCAUUAAUGGAAACUUAAAGAUUGUAUUGAUUCUUGAAAGCUAUGAUGAGAUGAAAUUUGAUUGCAUAGGAACUAAUCUUUAUCAUACAAAUAGACUGGUUUAAGAUCUUAGCCUUUAGGCACCGGGAUAAACAGUUAAAAUGAUUAUAACGACAAGAGAAGAAAUCUUGAAUUCAAUAGGAUAUUAAACUUGGUUUUAUGGUCAAAGCAUAGAAACACUUAAAGAAAUUGAGAUAUUGCCUUUUAGUUAGGAACAGAGUUCACAAUAUAUAAAAAUAUAUGCUGAAAUAAGUGUUAAGAGAACUAUUAAAAGAUUUUAUGAAUUUCUCAAAUAAUUAAAAGGGUAAUUAAUUUCAUUAGAUGAGUUUAAGUAGAUAUGGAGUUAAAUAGAGAGUACAAUUAAUUCAAUUAUAAUGUAGAAAUAAAAUUCUGAAGUGUUGUUUUAGACAUAGGAUGUGGAAAAAUUGAUAUUAAAGAUUUAAGCAGUUGAAUUUUUUAAUUUUAUCAAAUCAAAUUAGAUGGUAUCAUUAAAAAAGGAACUAUUGUAACUUUGGGGAGAGUAAAAAUUCUCUUAAGUAAUUAAUAACGUCAACAUCAAUCAUCUACUGACAACUCCAUUUAUGAUGGAAAUAAUAGUUUAUGUGUUACCUAAAAUGUCAUAAUUUUUCUCGCAAUCUAACUUAAUAAGAGAUUUGCUUAAGAAAAAUUUUAUGAUUUUGAAAAGAGAGGCCAAGAAAUCAGAGGUUGUGAUUGAAUAAUAUUAAAGAAGGGAAAUUUAGAAUUCAGAAGAUUUGAAUCAAUUGAAUGGGAAGAAGGAGAAAAAAAACUUAGAAUCGUAAAUACUGGAAUAAUUUAAUUUAAUUAUGGAAGACUUGGACAGUUAAAACUUUUUUGAGUAAUUUUCUAUAGCCAACUCUCUAGAAUAUAUCAAUAAUAAUACUAUCUUUUCAAGCAAGCUUUUUAAAGUGAGGUAUGAUGCAAAUUUUAUUGUUUCAGCUUUCAGGUUAAACCAAUUUACUGCUUUCGAUUUUUAUGAAAUAUUUGUUAACUUUUAUCAUAAUUAACAAUUACAAAAAUUGAAGGACUUGGGAAAAAAUAUAUAACUAGAGAGUGUUCUAUUGGACUUAUAAGAUUUUUCCACAUUUUUAGCUAUAAAUAUGUCUCAGAGAUAAUUGACUUAAGUGAAUUAUAAAUCAAAAGGGAAACUAAACAUUAAGUAAGCUGAGGAAGAAAGGAAGGUUGAGGUCUCUUGGGAAGACUCAUAUUUCAGUGAUAAUUAAGACGAUUUUGAGUACAAGUCUCUAUUACGCAAGUGUAUGUUGAUUAAUUCAAAGGGCAGCAUAUAUUCAUUCAAUCAUAAAUCCAUUUAAGAGUUUUUUGUUGCCAAAUACAUUUUCAACUUGAUUGAGAGACUCUUCAACAAUGAAUCACAAAGUGUGGAUCAAACUGUGUUAAAAAGCAGUAGUUUUAACAAGGAUUAAUUCAACCUAUCUUUGGAUCAUUACUCUGGAAUUUUGGAAAUAUUAAAACCUAAAUUGAAACAAAUCGGAGGGAUUAAACAGAAAUUAAUUCAGAUAAUCUAAUUGUCAAAGAUUGAAACUGAGAAAAAAUUUUUAAGGUCAGCUUCAAAUUCACUGUAUAUUAUAAGUUCAUUGAGGGAGCAUUUUGAUGGCAUCGAUUUUAGUAACAUCUAGAUAGAGGAUACUAAAUUGAAUGGCAUAAGUUUCUAUCAGUGUAAUUUAAACAAUACCUAAUUUAAUAAUGUUUCAAUUGAUUCGUGUAAUUUUAAUUGUGCAAAAAUAUAGAAUGCUGUUUGGGAAAAACUGAUUUGCAAAGAGAAACCCUCAUUAUCAGGUCACAACUCAAUGAUAACUUAGGUUGUGUUUAGUGAGGAUGGAACCACUUUAUCAUCAGGUAGUUAAGAUGGAACUCUUAAUAUCUGGUAGGUUUAUGCUGACGAAGAGCCAAAGAGAGCAGUCAUACCAAAUAAUGAAUAAUUAAUUAUAAUGUCCAAGGGUAAAAAUUUGCUUGCCUGUCUCUCAGAGAAUAAUGUAUAUUUCUAUAAUCCACAUAAUUUGGCGUAAUUGAGAUUUGAGGCUUUGGUUAAUGACAAUUACGGAGAUGUUAUUUUGUCUCCAAACGAUGCAUGGCUAGCAGCUUAGGUGACAUAAGGACAAGUACACUUAUGGAAAGUUGAAAACCUCGAAAAACCCAUUGAAAAAUAAAGAUACAUUUCUAAGGAAAAUAAUUAGGGAUAAAUUAUUUGCAUUGCAAUUUCUUCUGACUAUUAACUCUUAGCAACAUGUGGUAAGCAAAUAACUCUAUGGAAUUGCAAUAAAAUAUCAGACUUACAAGAAAUUGCAGAGCUUCCAGCAUAGUCAAAGAAUAUUAUAGGAGUGGCUUUUUCAAAAGAUAAUGAAAUCUUAGUAACUGGGGGAGAAAAUAAAUAGCUUAAAUUUUGGAACAUUAAAGAUUUAACUAAAGUUUAAUUGCUUUAUUCAUUUGAUUAAUAGGAUAACAUUAUGCAAGUAUCGUAUUCAUAUGAUGGAAAAAUGCUAGCUACAAGAACCUAAUCAUAUAUUAAAUUGUACGAGGUCGACUAGCUGCUAGAAUAAUAAGACUUUUUUAAAUUACUUCCUCAAUGUAAUUUUUAGGUAAUCGAGAUAUCAUCUGAUUGUUAGAUAUUAGCUUCUGCUGAAUAUAAAUCAUCUUAUUAACAUAAUAGCAAAGCUAAAAUAUAUGUAUGGGAUAUUAAAAACUUUCAUUAAAUUNGAAAUCAGAGGUUGUGAUUGAAUAAUAUUAAAGAAGGGAAAUUUAGAAUUCAGAAGAUUUGAAUCAAUUGAAUGGGAAGAAGGAGAAAAAAAACUUAGAAUCGUAAAUACUGGAAUAAUUUAAUUUAAUUAUGGAAGACUUGGACAGUUAAAACUUUUUUGAGUAAUUUUCUAUAGCCAACUCUCUAGAAUAUAUCAAUAAUAAUACUAUCUUUUCAAGCAAGCUUUUUAAAGUGAGGUAUGAUGCAAAUUUUAUUGUUUCAGCUUUCAGGUUAAACCAAUUUACUGCUUUCGAUUUUUAUGAAAUAUUUGUUAACUUUUAUCAUAAUUAACAAUUACAAAAAUUGAAGGACUUGGGAAAAAAUAUAUAACUAGAGAGUGUUCUAUUGGACUUAUAAGAUUUUUCCACAUUUUUAGCUAUAAAUAUGUCUCAGAGAUAAUUGACUUAAGUGAAUUAUAAAUCAAAAGGGAAACUAAACAUUAAGUAAGCUGAGGAAGAAAGGAAGGUUGAGGUCUCUUGGGAAGACUCAUAUUUCAGUGAUAAUUAAGACGAUUUUGAGUACAAGUCUCUAUUACGCAAGUGUAUGUUGAUUAAUUCAAAGGGCAGCAUAUAUUCAUUCAAUCAUAAAUCCAUUUAAGAGUUUUUUGUUGCCAAAUACAUUUUCAACUUGAUUGAGAGACUCUUCAACAAUGAAUCACAAAGUGUGGAUCAAACUGUGUUAAAAAGCAGUAGUUUUAACAAGGAUUAAUUCAACCUAUCUUUGGAUCAUUACUCUGGAAUUUUGGAAAUAUUAAAACCUAAAUUGAAACAAAUCGGAGGGAUUAAACAGAAAUUAAUUCAGAUAAUCUAAUUGUCAAAGAUUGAAACUGAGAAAAAAUUUUUAAGGUCAGCUUCAAAUUCACUGUAUAUUAUAAGUUCAUUGAGGGAGCAUUUUGAUGGCAUCGAUUUUAGUAACAUCUAGAUAGAGGAUACUAAAUUGAAUGGCAUAAGUUUCUAUCAGUGUAAUUUAAACAAUACCUAAUUUAAUAAUGUUUCAAUUGAUUCGUGUAAUUUUAAUUGUGCAAAAAUAUAGAAUGCUGUUUGGGAAAAACUGAUUUGCAAAGAGAAACCCUCAUUAUCAGGUCACAACUCAAUGAUAACUUAGGUUGUGUUUAGUGAGGAUGGAACCACUUUAUCAUCAGGUAGUUAAGAUGGAACUCUUAAUAUCUGGUAGGUUUAUGCUGACGAAGAGCCAAAGAGAGCAGUCAUACCAAAUAAUGAAUAAUUAAUUAUAAUGUCCAAGGGUAAAAAUUUGCUUGCCUGUCUCUCAGAGAAUAAUGUAUAUUUCUAUAAUCCACAUAAUUUGGCGUAAUUGAGAUUUGAGGCUUUGGUUAAUGACAAUUACGGAGAUGUUAUUUUGUCUCCAAACGAUGCAUGGCUAGCAGCUUAGGUGACAUAAGGACAAGUACACUUAUGGAAAGUUGAAAACCUCGAAAAACCCAUUGAAAAAUAAAGAUACAUUUCUAAGGAAAAUAAUUAGGGAUAAAUUAUUUGCAUUGCAAUUUCUUCUGACUAUUAACUCUUAGCAACAUGUGGUAAGCAAAUAACUCUAUGGAAUUGCAAUAAAAUAUCAGACUUACAAGAAAUUGCAGAGCUUCCAGCAUAGUCAAAGAAUAUUAUAGGAGUGGCUUUUUCAAAAGAUAAUGAAAUCUUAGUAACUGGGGGAGAAAAUAAAUAGCUUAAAUUUUGGAACAUUAAAGAUUUAACUAAAGUUUAAUUGCUUUAUUCAUUUGAUUAAUAGGAUAACAUUAUGCAAGUAUCGUAUUCAUAUGAUGGAAAAAUGCUAGCUACAAGAACCUAAUCAUAUAUUAAAUUGUACGAGGUCGACUAGCUGCUAGAAUAAUAAGACUUUUUUAAAUUACUUCCUCAAUGUAAUUUUUAGGUAAUCGAGAUAUCAUCUGAUUGUUAGAUAUUAGCUUCUGCUGAAUAUAAAUCAUCUUAUUAACAUAAUAGCAAAGCUAAAAUAUAUGUAUGGGAUAUUAAAAACUUUCAUUAAAUUUAAAUGAUUCAUACAUUAGAGGAACACACUUAAAAUAUUUUAUGUUUGAAAAUUACAAAUGAUAACAAAGUUUUAGGUUCAAGUAGUGUAGAUAAGACUAUUUGUUUAUGGGAUUUAACCAAAUAUAGCUUAAUUAUAAAAUUAGAUGCUUAAACUAAAAAGGUCUUUAAUCUUGAUUUUUCAUUUGAUGGCAAAUAAAUGGUAUCUAACUGUGAGGAUAAAACAAUAAUAUUUUGGGAUAUCACUAAAAUAGAUUAGCCUCAAAUCUAAACGAAAGUAUAAUAAUCAACGGACACAAAAAUCAUUGCUUUUUGUCCAUUCAAAUAAAUUAUGGUGUCAUUAGCGGGUCCAAUUUCAAGAGGGAUCCAAUUUUGGAAUACAGUUGAAUUUACACAGAUUCCUUUCGAACCAAUUUUAGAUUAUUUCUUAGAUGUAAGUUUUCGGAAGGAUGGUAAUGCUAUGGCUACAUUUUGUAAGAAUAUUGGAAUAAGGAUUUGGAAAAUAAAUGAACAAUCCUUCGAAAUUGAGAAGAAAAUUCCUCUAAUAAAUCUUUCAUAUUUGCAAAGAGGAUUUUAUUUAGAUGAUGAAAACUUUAUAAUACAAAAUAAUAUUGGUGUGGUUCAAUUGUAAAUUCAAAAUGAAGAAAUCAAAUAGACUUCUAAAUUGCGUUUUUCUAGGAAUGCCUAUGGAAUGUCGGUAUCAUCAAAUUCUAAGUUUGUUGUAAUUGGAAGCACAGAAGGUCUUGAGAUUGUGGUUAGGGAAAAUCAGAAUAGUCCAAACUAUAUUUGUUCAGAAACCUCUAUUCAAUACAGAGGCUUUUAAUUUUCUCUUGAUUCUUCUCUUAUUUCUGUUGUUUCUGACAAAGGAUUUGUUAUUUAAAAUAUCUAAACCAAGUAAAGAGUAAAGAAUUUUGAAGACAAAAUUAAUUACUUAUCUGUUGGUUUUGUUGGCAAUGAAAGAGUGAUUGUUGGAACAGAUACACUUGGAGGGUAACUAAUUUUAUACGAUAUCAAAGAUUGGUAAUAAAUAAUAAAGUUGUCAGUCAUCUAAUUACCUAGAUUCCCUUAUAAAAUCACUUUUUUAGAAUAGAGACAAUAAAUUUGUGUAUAUAGCUAUUAACAUAUCAUUUUACUCAACUUAUAAAAAUUAGACUUAAUCUAAUUGAUUUAGAUUAAUAAAGGUACCAAAUCAAGAGAAGCUAUUUUCAAUUCUGAUUAGUCAUUUUUUGGUGUGGGUUUAGAUAAUCGUAUUUACUUUCAAUCUUUAUCAGAUAUACUUAUUUUGGAUACAAUUUUUACAUAAACCCAAUCGAUUUAUUUGUAUAAAAACUUUUCAUAGAAUAGUGAGUUUUUUUCGGCUAUCUCAAAAGAUUCAAUUUAUUCUUAGUAUGAAUUAAAUGCAAACAAGAUUACCAAAUAAAUUAAUCUGAAUUUAGCAAAUUUGGAAUUUGCAACUUUAAAUUCCUAAGAAACGCAAUUAGUUGCAAUUCAAAAUGUGCCUAAUUAAAAAUUUCGAUAAAAAUUAUCGAUGAUUGACCUUGAAACAUAAAAAACAAUAUCGUGCUUUGAAGAGAUUGAUGAAGAAAAAUUCAGAUGCUUAAAAGCGAUCUUUUCUGAAGAUGGCUUAAAUUAUGUAUCAUGCUAUUUAGACUUAACAAUAAAAUUGUGGGAUGCUAAAUCUUGUAAAUUGCUAUCCAUGUUUAAAAGUGAUACUGCUAGCAUUGAAUUUCUGAGAGUAUCUACAAAAGGGAUAUUAGCUUAGACAAGCAAUUAAGUCAUAAAGUUAUGGAACUUAAAAGCAUUAAAACAGUAAUAAUUUGAAAUGGAUGGUCACACUGAUUCAGUUAAUUAAUUAUGCAUCUCCUCAGAUGGUUUCUAAUUGGUUACAGGAUCUAAUGUUGAAAUCAUAAGGUGGGAUUUGAUAGAACUAAGAAAAAUUGAUGUAUUAUUAACAGGUAAAAGACUUCCAUCUUCUUUUUGUUUUUCUACUAACUGCUAAUAUUUUGCUGCUCAAGAUGAUAAGCAAUUAAUCCAUAUAUGGAAAUUAAAUACAAAAUAUAUGAUUGAACAUCAUUAUCAAUAAUUUUGUAUCAUUUAAGACAAAGUUGCUUUUAGUUUAGAUCAAACACAACUUAUAUGGAAGCAUAGUAAUUCAUAAAUAUUCACCUUGGAUUUGGAGCAGGUAUUUAGAUCAAAAUCUAUAACAUCAUAACCUAACUUUGGUUCUGAACUAAGGUCAAUUACUAUUAAUUCAAAUAUUCUUGUAAAAACAAAUCCAUUUGAAUUGAUUUUAAUAAACAAUAACUCUGAAUUAAAGAAUGAAGAAAUGGUGGGAAUAUAAGUAAGUUAAACAACAACAAUUGCCAUAUGUCAGGUUAAUUAGAGAUUAGCCAUUGAAGAUCAAAAUUAAUCAAUCAUUAUAUGGUCACUAGAAAAAAAAUAAACAGAAUCUAUUUUGCAACAUUCCUCUUUGAAAAAUAAUAAAAUUUUAUCAAUGGCUUUCUCUGGGAAUGGUUAGAUUUUGUUCUCUUGCCACGCAAGCGAAGUAAUCAAAUAUUGGAAUGUUACUGAUAAAUUUGAGUUGAUAAAAUCAUAGGAACUUAAAUAUUUUGAUAAUGUAAGAGUUGAUAGAAAAUUAUUACUUUUGUACAUAUUUCCACUAAAAGAGGAUGAUUUCAUAGUAGUAUGGUAUGAAGAAAUUUAAGCUUGGGUUGAUGUUCAGGUAAAUCAGAUUGUGGUUUAAACGAAAGAAGUUUUACAAUUAGAUGAAGCUACCAACUCUGCUUUAUCAUCAUCAAACUUCAUAGCUGGGUAUAAUUAAGCCAAGAAUUUAGUUGCAGUCUAAUAUAAGGCUAAUCUAAAGAUAUAUGAUAUAUCAUAGAAUAAACCAAAAGUCAUUGUAAUUUUGGAAGGGAAUUAUCUUGAAAAAUAGCCUCGUUCUUCAAUACUCCAAUUUUCAGAAGACGGGAAUCAUUUACUAGCAUUAGGAAUUAAUCAUACUCUAAGGUUAUGGGAUAUUUCAGAUUAAAAUAGGAUUGUGUAAAAAAUUAAUUAGUCAAAAUUAGUUGAAACCCUUGCAUUUGUGUUUAUAAACUUUUCAACAAUCAGGAUAUUUAGUAAAUCUGGGGAAAUAAUUGAUGAAAACAUUUCUGAAUAUGCAUAAACAGGAGUUAUCGAAGAGUGCAGCUAAUUUGAUUUUGAUAAAGCAAACAAUUAAUUAGGAGUAACAGAAUUUGUUGGAAAGUUUGAUAAAAGAACUCUAUAUAUCAUGGAUGCUUAAACUAAUGAAAUAAAAUAUACUUUGAAUUAAUUUAGUUCUCAAAUUAAAUAGUUAUAAUUUACAUUAUCUGGAGAUAAAUUCAUACUUGGUUUGGAAGAUGGGUCAAUUCUGUUAUAUAUGAUUGAUUCUAAAACCUUAAAAAAUUAUGAAAAACCAAUUUGCUAUUAUGCAUUUGCUAAAAGUCCUCUCUUGUAGGCAUUUUGCUGUAACAUUUAGUAAUCUAAAUUUCGAACUAUUGAAAAUGAAAAUUUUGAAAAGUUAUUAUUGACUGAAAAGGGAGCUAUAAAAUGA